Messenger RNA from Vespa velutina, 2265 nucleotides. It is a transcript of the gene mRpL38, whose product is annotated as 39S ribosomal protein L38, mitochondrial. Lineage: Eukaryota; Metazoa; Arthropoda; Insecta; Hymenoptera; Vespidae. The transcript has 6 exons. Gene Ontology annotation, cellular component: mitochondrial large ribosomal subunit. The record is from RefSeq and is a predicted model, not a curated record. The coding region runs from base 227 to 1429 and encodes 400 amino acids.
AUUAUAUAAUUUAGAAAAAAAAAAACGUUAGAUUUAUUACACUUGUCGCAUAUAAUAAAUAAAUAUUAUAUAUAUGUAAAAGAGUUAAAUUUGUUAUGUUCAUGUAAUAUCUUACAUUCACAUGAUAAACGAACAUACGUUUGUGAAGAGUAGCGUAUAUCGUUCGAUGGAGGAAAUAUAAUUGAGGUUAGAAUAUUUUCUUUUUUCCAUAAAUCAACUAAGAAACAUGGCGCGAAGGAUUUUUCAUUCUUUUUCAAACGAUUUAUUAUAUAUUAAUGGUCAACAAGUUCGAUAUGGCCAUUAUAUUCGUGGACAAAAUCCAAUGAAUGCUUAUACAUUAGAAAAACGACUGAAAGUUUUGAAUCAAAAAGAAUCCUAUUUAAAAGAUCAAGUUAACAUUGGUUUACCAAUAUCUGAAACACCUAAAACGGUGAUAAAAGAAUGGAACAAGGAAAUGAAAGCUAAUAGAAUAAAUCCUGAGUUAGAAAAAAUAUCACGUAAACUGCAAUUAAAUGUCGAUUUACAGAAAAUACGAGAGAUUUGGUGGCAAACACAUGGGCCUGAACAUAUUUAUAAAAUUGCAGAGCAUUAUGGAAUCUAUCAACAUUUAUAUAAAGAUGCAUAUUUUUACCCGGUUGUACAUUUACAAAUAGAUUAUGAUUUUGGAUCUGAGGAUAAACUUGCUAGAGUCUAUAAUGGAAAUGUAAUUAAACCAAGUGAGGCACAAGACCAACCUAACAUUAAAUAUGAUGCUAAUUCAGAUACAUUAUGGACAUUAUUAAUGACUACACCAGACGGAAACUUUACUAAUUCUAAUAAUGAAUAUUGUCAUUGGUUCAUCGGAAAUAUUCCUGGAAAUGAUAUAGCAAAAGGGGAACAAUUAAUUGAUUACUUAAGGCCAAUACCACCACGAGGUCUUGGAUAUUGUAGAUAUAUAUUUGUAUUAUAUAAACAAGAUAAAUAUAUUGAUUAUACAAAAUAUAAAAAGGAACAGCCUUGUCUGAGCUUAUCGGAACGCGAUUGGAAUACAUUGGACUUUUAUAGAGAACUUCAAGAUUAUAUAACGCCAGCAGGAUUAGCAUUUUUCCAAUCGGACUGGGAUCAAUCUCUUUCUGAUUUUUAUCAUUUUAAUUUAGAUACAAAAGAACCAAUAUUUGAGUAUGACUUUCCAAAACCAUAUAUAAAGAAACAGGAAUGGUUUCCAUUAAAACGAGCUUUUAAUUUAUAUUUAGAUAGGUACCGGGAUCCUAAAGAAAUAAAUAAGGAAUUUUUAUUGGAGAAACUGAAAAAGGUUCAUCCUUUCAAAAAACCAGAACCACCAUUAAAAUAUCCAAAUGCUUAUGCUUUUGAAAUUCCUGUACCUACUUGGUUGAGAGUAGAAAAAAGAAAAGAAAGGCUAGGUUGGGGACGUAUAAAUAAUAUUGAAUAAUAAUUAUAAUCGAUAUUGUUUUGUUAUAAUAUAUAACAAUAUAAUAUAAUAUAAUAUAAUAAUAAUUAUUAUUAUUUUUAUUUAUAAUUAAAAUAUAUUUAUUAAAACAUAUGUGCUUAUAGAAAUUUUCAAUAUAUUUAUCUAACGUAGAGUAUAAAUUUCUGCUAUGUUAUAUAUUCGUUAAAAGAGUUUUCUAAUAAGGUAAAUAAAAGAAGAAAUUUUCAUAUCAAUAUAUUAAUCAAUUUUCAAAUUAGCUUCUACCACUUUUCUACUUCGAUUUUUUACAUCUGCUCGCGUUAAUACAUUUGGAUCUACAAUUUCAUGUUCAACGAUCAGAGCUGAAAUAACAAAUAUUUUAACAUUUACUUUUUAAUUAUCUAAUUUAUCCUAUAUAAUAUAUAUAUAUAUACACACACACACACACAUUAGGGCUUUUCAUACUUUUUUAGUUUAAGAUUCACUUUUGAAAACUAAAGUUUUUUCUGACCCAUUUCUAAAGAAUUAUCCUAAUGAAUAUAUAUAAUCCCUCAUAUUUUAAUAUUUAACGUGAUUCAAUAUUUUAGGAAUUCCUGAUAUAUGUAUAUAUAUAUAUAUAUAUAUAUAUGUAUAUAUGUAUAUGAUCAAAUUUCUACCUGGCUCUAACUCGUCCUUCCCAAAUUUGAGUGUAAAGGUAUUAUAAUCAGCUAUAUAAUUUUGAUACAAUUGUCUCGCUCUUUCAUCUUUUUCUUUAUCGAGUUCAAAAUUGCUUAUUCCGAAAAGAACACCCAUUUUUCGAGUAAUUUGUGCCAAUAAUACUACGCCUGAAAAAAAAAAAAGUAUAUAUACACGUGCACAUA